AUGGGACUGAGUCUUAAUAAUAAUGUAAAGUUCGCUUGUGCUGCCCUGGCACUGGUGUUCUUCUGUGAAUAUGUUAUUUACUACGUCGUGCUACUCCAGUGUUUGUGGCCGCAGUUAGACUCGAGACAUGUUGAUGAGACAGUACCUGCAAAACCAGAUGCUGAGCCUGUGAGAGUCAUGUUACUAGCUGACACACAUCUGCUGGGUUCUCGGAAUGGUCAUUGGUUUGACAAGUUAAGAAGGGAAUGGCAGAUGUAUCGUACAUUCCAGACAGCAAUGAACAUACACAAACCUGAUGUUGUAUUUUUUCUUGGUGAUUUAUUUGAUGAAGGUCUCUGGUGCAGCGAGAAGGAAUUUGAUUAUUAUGUUAAGAGAUUUCAUGAUUUGUUUUAUGUACCUAAAGGGACACAAGUGUUUGUGGCUGUAGGAAAUCAUGAUAUUGGAUUUCAUUAUGGGAUUAGCCCAUAUCUUCAUGAGCGAUUUGCAACUGCAUUUAAUGCCCCCCCUGUUCGACUCGUGUCAAUCAAAGGAAACCACUUUGUGCUGAUAAACAGUAUGGCAAUGGAAGGUGAUGGGUGCUUCCUUUGCCGCCCAGCAGAAUUGCAACUACAGAGGAUCUCAAAAAGAUUGAAAUGUACUAAGGGAGUGGGAAAAUGUGACAGAGACCUACUGCUUGAUAUUUAUAGUCGCCCCAUAGUAUUGCAGCAUUUUCCAAUGUACAGAGAGUCAGAUGCUAUUUGCCAUGAACCAGAUGAAGCACCAGAGGAGAUUAAAACACAAAAAUUUAGAGAGAGAUGGGAGUGUCUUUCAAGGGAGUCAUCACAGAUGUUGUAUGAUUAUUUAAAUCCCAGGCUCGUUGUUACUGGGCACACACACCAUGGUUGUCAUCUUCUUCAUGGGAAAGAUAUUCAUGAGUGGACCAUUCCUUCAUUCAGCUGGAGAAAUAAGAACAACCCCAGCUUUAUGUUGGCUGUAUUUACGCCAAACAAUUAUGCAGUUUCAAAAUGUAUGAUGCCUCAAGAAUCAACAAUAAUAAGCAUUUACAUCUUUGGUGCAACGUCAAUUGCUUUAUGGAUUAUUCUAACUUACCGAAGGUUUUGUCGUCGUACUCGAUGGUUUAAACGGAAAUAAAAUUGUAUUUUGUUGCUUGAAAUUUCACAGAUUAAGAGGAAAUAUUAUUUUCAGAAUUGUAUGUGAGUCUUAUAAAUAAUUUAUCUGUACAGAUAAUUUAAAUCCAGUUUUACUUAAUGAAAUUUGUUUUUUUAAAGACCUUUUAUCUUCUGCGGAUGUCCUUUCCUACCUGCACAAUAUUUUGGUUGAUUUCUUAAACAUUUGGAUGGCCUGACUUUUAUGUCUUACUACCGUUCACUUUUGAAUUAGCAAUAGUUAUACAUUUUUCCCAAACUUUCGAAAAAUGGUGAGUACAAAAUAAAAACUUCUUAAUUUGACUUAAUAAUAUAUUGUCAUAUUUUUUACAAUCUUAAACAUGUUAAAUAAAAGAAUAAUUUUGUUAAAGUUUUGUGCAUAAUUACUCAUUUCCUGUUAAACCUCAUUAAAAUUUUUGCAGCAAAGGUAAAGCUGAGAAACAAACUGUCUUUCAUGUAGAAGAGGGAGUUUUACAUUCUAAGGAUAUUCUAUUGUUUUGUCCUCAGUUUUGGAGGAGUGCAUGACUACACUUCAUACUCCCAUCCCAACUUCUAUGAUUUUCUUUAUUUUCUGUUGAAAUGUGAAUAUAUAUAUUCUUAGAUGCAAUUAGGACUUCCAAGGACUAUGUUUAACAUGUACUUCUCCAUAUCUGGCUUUUUCUACUCCCAAAACCUCUUCACGUUCUGGCUUCUGGUCUCCAUCAGCCAGUGUGUUAGGAUUCUCUGCUAUUUUCCAAGUUUAUGAAUGUGUGUGUCAUUUAUUUUCACAUGUCUUUGUGCAUUGUGUCUUCCAGUUUGUCAUAGCUUCCGUAAGUCCUUUGCAAUGUCUUUCAUACAUAUUGCGGCGCACUUGCUUUGCUUAGUGUGUUCUCGGAUUCUUCUGGUAAGUCUUUUGAUGCCUAUCCUGUACAUAUGCCUGACAAAGUUCAGCCUUCUUUUUCUCAGUCCAUCUGUCAGUUCAUUGCUCCAUAUUUACAAUUCUUUUUUUUUCUGUUUCCACUUGCCCAGGUAUUUGAAUUUAUCUACACUGUAACUAUUCUGCAAAUUGUUUUCAGUCCAUCAUUUACAUUCAUUACUUCUGUCUUUUCAUAUAAUCAACAUGUUCACCUCUUGUAAGGUACACGUGCUGUGCUGUGGGGAUGAUCCAUAAGGUUGGAAAUGAUGGACACGCUUCUUCAAAGAUCCAAUCACAGUGUAGACACUUUUAUUGUUCCAGGAUGAUUGAUUUCAACAGACUUGAGCUGCUGUCUGAUCUUAUGGAGCUUGUUAAAAAAUGCCAUGUUACAUUACAUUAAGCCAAAGUACAAAAGGUACGCCCCGUGUGUAUAUGCCGUGAUAGAAAUCCAAUUGAUAAAAUGCUCGUAGUUGAUAAAAUGCAGAGUUGAUAAAAUCCUCAUACU
Molecule: messenger RNA, 2545 nt
Organism: Schistocerca gregaria
Lineage: Eukaryota; Metazoa; Arthropoda; Insecta; Orthoptera; Acrididae
Gene: PGAP5
Product: metallophosphoesterase 1
Exons: 9
Coding region: 1-1131 (376 amino acids)
Biological process (GO): GPI anchor biosynthetic process
Molecular function (GO): hydrolase activity
Source: RefSeq, a predicted model, not a curated record